AUGGCAUCUCUACCUCUGCCCUCAUCGACUUCUCACAAACCCACGGCUUCAUUAGACUUGUCAAAGAAGCUGUCGAGCUUGCGAACACACCGGCGGAACCCAUCUGCUCUAUCUUCCCAAGCAGCAGCGCCCCCCACGCCACAGCUUCCAGAUCGACCAACCCUCACCCAACAUCAGUUUAUUCGUCCGGUGCCUCGUAUCCUUUCUCCGCAGGACCUCGAAACAUUCCUCUCCUCUCCGGCACAUAGUCUGAUUAUAGCUUUUGUUUUCAAUGUGUCCGACAGUGUUCGACAGCAGUCAGUAUCAUCCCUUGUUCAGCUACCAGUGUCGGAAACGAUACGAAAGGUUCUAUCGAUACUUUCAGCCAUAGAGGAGCUGAUUGAUAAGCAUCCCUCCCUUGAUCAAAAUGGUUCGCGGUUUGGAAACCCAGCAUUUCGUGAUCUAUUUGAUGAUAUUGCGGCACACAGUGUGCAGUGGCACAAAGAUAUCCUCGGGCUCGACGAUCCAGCGGCGAUCGAAGAGGUGUCAACAUACUUAAUACACUCACUAGGCUCACGAUCUCGCCUCGAUUUUGGAUCUGGUCAUGAGUUGAAUUUCAUGAUGUGGCUGCUUUGUCUAUACCUGUUUGGAAUGCUGGACAGGAACGACUUUCCCGUCAUUGUUUGCCAUGUCUUUAUCCGCUAUAUGAAACUUAUGCGUCACGUGCAGACGACCUAUUAUCUAGAACCUGCCGGAUCGCAUGGGGUAUGGGGUCUAGAUGAUUAUCAUUUUAUCCCAUUCCUCUUUGGCGCCGCUCAGCUAACCGGACAUCCCUACAUUACUCCUCUGGCCAUCCACAACAACGUCGUCUUGGAUGAAGAAGGAGACAAUUGGAUUUAUCUAGACCAGGUCCGAUGGGUGGACAGUGUCAAGACAGUCAAAGGAUUGCGCUGGCACAGCCCAAUGCUAGAUGACAUAUCUGGUGCUAAGAACUGGUAUAAGGUCGAAGCCGGUAUGAAGAAAAUGUUUGUCAAAGAAGUCCUCGGCAAAUUACCGAUCAUGCAGCACUUCUUAUUCGGAAGCUUAAUACCUGCUUUGCCAGAAAUGGGUGAGCGAAGCGAGAAGGCAGAGCAGCCCGACCCCGGCAAUGGCCAUGCCCAUUCCCACCAAAACGAUUUCUGGGGUGAUUGCUGUGGCAUAAAGGUUCCCAGUGCAGUAGCCGCAGGGGAAGAAAUGCGGAAAAGGCAAGGAGGAACAGGGUUACGGCCAAUUCCAUUUGACUAA
Molecule: messenger RNA, 1263 nt
Organism: Coccidioides posadasii C735 delta SOWgp
Lineage: Eukaryota; Fungi; Ascomycota; Eurotiomycetes; Onygenales; Onygenaceae
Gene: RRD2
Product: Serine/threonine-protein phosphatase 2A activator 2
Biological process (GO): mitotic spindle organization
Cellular component (GO): protein phosphatase type 2A complex; cytoplasm; nucleus
Molecular function (GO): peptidyl-prolyl cis-trans isomerase activity; protein tyrosine phosphatase activator activity
Source: RefSeq, a predicted model, not a curated record